Messenger RNA from Engraulis encrasicolus (European anchovy), 632 nucleotides. It is a transcript of the gene churc1, whose product is annotated as churchill domain containing 1. Bases 148 to 486 code for a protein of 112 amino acids. The transcript is spliced from 4 exons. Gene Ontology annotation, biological process: fibroblast growth factor receptor signaling pathway; multicellular organism development; positive regulation of DNA-templated transcription. Lineage: Eukaryota; Metazoa; Chordata; Actinopteri; Clupeiformes; Engraulidae. The record is from RefSeq and is a predicted model, not a curated record. Gene Ontology annotation, molecular function: zinc ion binding.
CUGCACUGCUCACACCCAAGCAUGGAAAUGCGGAAGUGAAGAAUUUAUUUUGGUGUGUGGAGCAGCUUGGCUGUAGCGUAGUUGGGUGGGUGGUCUGCCAGUAUCAUUGUAAGAACAGUUUGUGACGACCCUGGUUUAUCUGAAAGCAUGUGCACAGGCUGUGUUCAGAAACAGUAUCCCGACAGGGGAAAUACUUGUCUUGAGAACGGAUCCUACCUCAUGAACUACGUGGGCUGUGCCAACUGUCACCAGAGGGACUUCGUUAUGAUAAACAGCAAUACCACAGUGGAUGAGGAUGGAGAAGAAAUUGUCACGUAUACACAUGCGUGUAAAAACUGCGACCACGUCAUAGCUCGACACGAAUACACCUUCUCAGUCGUAGACGACUACCAGGAAUACACGAUGCUGUGCAUGCUGUGUGGGAAAGCGGAGGACUCCAUCAGCGUCCUGCCAGACGACCCCCGACAGUCCGCGCCGCUAUUCUAGAACUCCUGUGACAACCCCGACAGUCCGCGCCGCUAUUCUAGAACUCCUGUGACAACCCCGACAGUCCGCCCCCCUAUUCUAGUCGGAUCAUCCCCCUCUGCAAUCGCUUGUCUAGAAAGCAGCAGGACCAGAGGGUAUACUAACAA